Gossypium arboreum is the source of this 1577-nucleotide messenger RNA. RefSeq lists its product as uncharacterized. The transcript has 2 exons. The record is from RefSeq and is a predicted model, not a curated record. Lineage: Eukaryota; Viridiplantae; Streptophyta; Magnoliopsida; Malvales; Malvaceae. The coding region runs from base 29 to 613 and encodes 194 amino acids.
AUUAUUUUAUUUUAUUUUAAACCAAUAUAUGCUCACUGUUGCCUUUCUCUUUGAGAUCUCAUUCUCUGUCCCUCCUCUCUCUAAAUUUUCUGGUUACUUGAGAGAGAAAACGCGCUUCCAAGAAAUGGCCACUCUGCACAAAUUCAAGCUUCUGGCAACUCAGUGUGCCGUCGCCGGAAGCCCAGGUCGCAGUCCCACCACAAGCCCCGUCGUUCACCUCCGCCGUCGCAAAACACUCCGCAUGCUUCUUAACCGCUCUUCUGCCACCGACCGUCGACGUUUUCAUCGCCGCCAGACUGAUAGCUUGGAUCCUCCUCCUUCACCUCCGCCACAGCCAAACACCUCCAACGCCGACAGCAAGAAGAACUCCAACGGUAAAAAAAGCCGGCGAAAAUUGAAGGAACUCUUCGUGGCAUCGCCGCCGUUUGAAGAAAGAGAGAGUGAUGAUAAAAUCUGCGAAGAAGUAACGGAAGAUUUAUUACCGGUUACCAGUAGUUCCAGUGAAAGGUUUUCAGAUCGGAGAUCUGGUACUUUGACGCCAGUGACGACGUCGUUUCGGUACAGGUUAUUAAGGAGAGCUUGGCGACCGAUGCUGCUCACUAUUCCAGAGUAAAUUAGUUGUCAUAAAUUUCAAUUUUGAUAAUUAUGAAUUAAAAAUAUGUAAAAAAAAUUGUAGCUAUUUUGUUAAGUGAAUUUUUGCCUUCUUUUUUUUUUUAACUUUAAUUUUGAUUUAAUUUUUUUCCUUUUGUUUUUGAAUUAAUAUUGAAUUACAAUAAUUUUUUUCUGGGCUAAGCUUUGGGCACUUCCUCCAUCGCUAAUGUUUCCUUUGGAAAUUUUGUACGGACUGUCUUCCUAGGAUUUCAGAAAUCAAGAAAAGAAUUGGUGGAGUUGAUGACUUGUGUGUACUCUGCAGAUGUGUAUUGAGGAUUAUAAUCAUCUUUUCUUUUUUUUAUGGGGUAUCUGGGUUGGUUAUCAGGAAUAAAGUGAGAUUUAAUGGGGGAAUAAAAUAAAUUGAACCUAGUUGCUGGUGAAGGAAGUUAUUCAAGCGGCGGGAAAAGUUUUCCUGGAAAAAAGAUAACAGAGAAAAGAGUAAUGAAGAAGCAUAAUGAGAAAACCAAGCACUAGCAGCAGCAAUAUUGGAAGUAGUGAUUGAAACAGGAAGACCAUUUCAAAUCCAUCUGGCGUGGCGUAAAUCAGGUACAGUCGAAGAAUUUCAAUUUGUUUCAUGAAUUAGUGUCAGCUAUCUGGGCGAAAGGCAUGUAUCCGUGCUUAAUUAAAAGUAAAGACAAAAGCAUUGGGAGAAUACUUGAAGAUAUUGCUUUGAAAAUUCAUUGGACAGCAGGCGCUUAAAGGACAUGAGCAAUAUGUGUGUGUCGAAUAUAGUUGAUUGUAGGGUACAAAAGAAGGGUAUUUAUUUAGCCACUCAAUGAAUAACUUCGUUUUAUUUCGGUAGUUAUAGUUUUCUGAAGUGUUUUAGAGUCAGAUAGUACGAUAAAUUGCAUGCCGUUUUAGUCUAUUGUUAACAAUGUACUUGAGCACUUCAUCCAACAAAAAUUCCUAUGCCUUAACAUCUUUAA